CUGUCCUCUCACGAUACAAGGUGAAUCAUCUGGCAUCCUCGUCGUUCCUUUGCCCUGGCGCGAUAUUGGUUGUGCUCGCAAAAUGGUCACCAAAAUAUUACGAGGAUAAUCGCCCUGCAUAUUUAUUCGACAACAGAACAUCUUAGCUAAGCAUGGCCCUGGGCAUCCUCGAACCUCGUGUCGAACACGUUCCCGGCACAGUCUACGUCUACGAGUCCGAGCAACGACAUGCUGAGCUCUUGCAGGCCGCUCGACACUUGAAAAGGGACAGGACUGGUCGCAUGAUCUUGGUGCCUCAGCCAUCAGACGACCCAAAUGACCCUUUGAACUGGCCUCUCUGGCAACGCGACCUUAUCCUUGGAAUCCUCUGCUUUGUGUCAUGUCUCGCGACUACCGCUUCUCCUCUACUCGCGGCAGAUUCUGUCACCCUUGCCCUGCUCUUCAAGCGGACCUUUCAAGAUGCGGCACUUCUGACGGCCUACCAUCUGGUAGGUGUGGGCGUUGCUGGUUGGCUGUUUGUUGCAUCGGCAAGAGUCUGGGGCAAGAGACACCUGUUCCUGUUCGGAUCUCUUUUGAUGGUGGCGACUUCUGCGUGGGGUGGUUCGACACAUAACAACUAUAACUACGCGAGUAUAUUGUGGAGCCGUAUUUUCCAGGGAGUCGCUUUGGCGCCGUUCGAAGCACUCGUCAAUGCUUGCGUCGGUGAUCUGUAUUUCGUGCAUGAGCGCGGCGUGCGAAUGGCUAUCACCAAUACCUGUCUCUUCGGAGGAGCGUUCUUGACACCCGUGUUCGUUGGUAUGAUCUCAGCGCAUAUGGGCUGGCAGUGGAGUUUCUACCUACUUGCCAUCUUCAUGGCCCUCGGCUUUUUACUAGUGUUCUUCUUCGUCCCCGAAACAGCCUAUCGACGAGCGCACGCACUUAACCUCGACCUUCUCGCGGAAGGUUCCUCGACCGAGUCGCUCCCAGGCCCUCAAACUUCCUCCAUGCGGGAGUCGGAAGAGAAGCCUUUUCGUUCAAUGACGGUGACGGAAAGCUCUGGCCGAAGAGUCUCCUACAUGGAAAGACUCAUGCCGUUCAAUGGUCGCAAAAGCGACGAAUCGUUCUUCAAACUCCUCUUAAGGCCGUUCCCACUUUUCCUGCAUCCGGCUGUUGCAUGGGCUUGCCUGAUCCAGGGCGUCAUCAUCGGCUGGACAGUCAUGGUUGGUGUCAUUUUGUCUCUCAUCUUUCUGGGUCCACCCCUCUUUUUCAACGAAGAACGUGCCGGAAAGAUGUACACCAGCGCAUUCAUCGGCAGCAUGAUCGGGCUCGUUCUAGCUGGUUUGUACAGCGAGCUUGUCACUAAAUUCAUGGUCCGACUGAACAAGGGCAAGUACGAACCCGAAUUUCGUAUCCUGCUGGUGAUACCAACACUGAUCUUCUCGGUGGUCGGCCUCUAUGGUUUCGGCAUCACAGCAAACAACGUGAUGAGAUACGGCUGGCUUGUCCCGGAAGUUUUGCUUGCCUUCAUCAUCAUCAGCAUGGUCAUGGGAGCUAUCGCAUCGGCGCAGUAUCUCUUGGAUGCCCAUCGUGAUCUUGCGGUCGAGGCAUUCACGAAUUUGCUGAUCUUCAAGAACAUCUUCUCGUUCAUCCUUGCUUACAACGCAUACAAUUGGGUAUUUGCGAUCCGCAUCAACAAUUUAUUCAUCAUCUUUGGCAGCAUUGAAGUUGCGCUGUGCCUGCUGAGUAUACCGAUGUACGUGUUUGGCAAGAAGAAUCGGGAAUUUUUCCACCGGCACGAUAUUCUGAAGAUGGCGAAGUUGAGAUAAUAACGUCCAUGAGAUCCGCAAAUAGGUAAUAAUGCUAGCCUUACUCUGCAACUCUUAACGAUGUUUUACUAUGUACUGCUUUACAAGGGGGCCAAUGUUGAUCUGGCGAAGGAUCCUGUAGGCCAAAUGACCUACCAAGCCUGCUAGUAUCGAUCCUACAGUCACAUGAAUGGUGAUGGUUUUAAUAUGGGCGCCACCUCUUC
Molecule: messenger RNA, 2008 nt
Organism: Exophiala xenobiotica
Lineage: Eukaryota; Fungi; Ascomycota; Eurotiomycetes; Chaetothyriales; Herpotrichiellaceae
Exons: 3
Coding region: 153-1805 (550 amino acids)
Biological process (GO): transmembrane transport
Molecular function (GO): transmembrane transporter activity
Source: RefSeq, a predicted model, not a curated record